AUGAACUUUGUCACGUUUUGCUUUGUUGCAGCUUUGCUCUUCGGUGAGUUUCAGGGAAGGGAAGUGCGAAAAGUCGAGGUGUUGGAGUUUGAUGAAACUUUGUACAGAGGUACCUUACCAGACAAACGUUUUAGUCCCCCGGUUGAACUUUAUGCUGAAACUUUGCUGAAGUGUACUUGAGGACCCCCUGAUUGCAGAAUACGAAUAAAAUUUCUCGCAAUAGAUCUUUUUCCGAGCCAUAGAGCUUCAAAGUGUGCAAUAUACGCAAAUUAGGCCCUGUCCUGCGAGAAAUUUUCUUUCUUGUUCUGGAAUUAAAAAAUGUUCCCUAGUUAGGACCACCUGAAUCAAAGGUGUUGUCCUGAAGAGCCUCUGUACCAAGUUUCAUCGAAAUCCAACAAUUCGGUCUUUUCUACUAGCCGUGUAAGCUUUUUUCACAGCUUUUUUGAGAUCUUAUUUGAAACUUCUGAAGUUUAAAGCGGUAUAAAACUGAAAUCGGCUUAACUUUUCACUAUACUCCUUCAAAAAAGUCAACAACGGCCCCCAAAAAAAUGAAUAACGACUUGACUUCGAAUAGCAAUAAGACUUCUGAACAAAGCAAAAAAUAGUUUUUCACGUUUUUACGAUUCUGUGCUCGAGAAACACGGAAGAAGUCUAUAAAAAAGUUAUGGGCGUUCAAAAGUUACCAAAACAGUUCAGCUCCCUUUGCUGGUGAGCCCUAGAUGCUAGAAACUUUCAAAAAUCGUAUCGAAAAGGCUCCAAAAAAAAAUUUGAUUUUUCGAGUUAACCAAUAAUAAGUCUCUUCCAUGGAGCUCGAUUUUCGGAUAGAUGAUGAGACUACUUUUUUUCAAUUUUGAACUUUUCCUAGGCCCAAUGUGGCCUAGUGGAUUGUAAAAAGGUUCAGGAACAGUUUUUCUACCCCUUAUUGAUUUUGGAGACUUUUCAAGAACCAGCAAUGUUUCAGAAAAGUUUUUGACUAGAAAUUUUACUUGCUGUGGAUUUUUUUUUUCACUUUGAGCUUCUUGACGUAACUUGAAAGCCUUUGACCAAGUUCUGACAUUGAUUUUUUUAAAUUUCAGUUUCAACAUCAGCAUAUCCAAACGAUUUGCAAGUGAGCGGAUCUUUUCGGGUCGCCGAGGACGGUGAACAUAUUGCCAGUGGACAAGUCGACGAGUCCGAACGUUGGUUUUUCCUUUUUUCAUCAAAAAUCCUUUAAAGGAUCCCUUUUAAAAAAACUUCUCGAGGCGGAGAGUCAUUACAGGCUCAUUUCAGACCCAUUUUUCGAACUGGAAGCGAUGAAGCUGGCGCGAGCUUAUCUGGAGAAGAAAAUCGCACAAGAACGGAAGUACUCGACCUGA
Messenger RNA from Caenorhabditis auriculariae, 1355 nucleotides. NCBI's taxonomy places the organism in Eukaryota, Metazoa, Nematoda, Chromadorea, Rhabditida, Rhabditidae. The record is from the annotation of a GenBank genome assembly.